CGGUGGUAAUCAGACGUAACGCGCGGCACUUAAACGAUCGACGGCUCUGUGAAACGUUUAUCAUAGUUCAGCGGUAAACGCGCCACUCUUCUACUCGUGUGUGUGUGUGUGUGUGUGUGUGUGUGGGUGCGCGCGCGCGUGUAUGUGCAUGUGUGUAUACACGACGAUUACGAAUUUUCGACGCGUGCGAUCCGUCCAACGGCAAUAAACAACAUUAAUGCUGAUCGUUAAUUUAUCGUCGAAAGACUUCUUUUAACAUCGCAGUUGCAGCGCGACAACUUUUUUUUUUUCUCUCGCUACCGACGUGUUAAUCAUCCGUAUUGCAAAGAACACCGUCUCGACGCGGGUGCGUUAAUAGACACCGUGGUCGCGGGUAAACGAUGACCGGCGACCAGUAACUUGGUAACGCGCAACUUAUUGGCCCGACCGGACCGCGUGCACCCGUCGCCGACGACGUUCGACGACGGACCGAUGAAAUUGGACGGACGGCUCGGGUGCGACGGCGCGUACGGCUCGGCCGCGGGUCUGGGCGACAACGGGAACCGUCCCGAGCGGCCGCCGACGGUGACCAUGACCACCGCGACCACGGCCACGGCGGACCACUGCAGGAACGAGCGCGGCCUGCAAAUGUCUCCGCAAGAGCCGUGCGACUGCGACCCCGAGACUCGGGGGCAGGCGACCGCCGGUUCCGCAGCCGUGCCCAAGACGUCGGCUGUCGGCUCGUCGCUGUUCACCAUCGACAGCAUACUGGCCCCGUCCAGACCGUUGGACGCCGCCGCGGCCGCAGCCGUCACCGCCGCCGGCCGCAACAACGUCAGCACGGCCACGGCGGCCGCCGCGGGAUUCUUCAAGCAGCCCAUCAACUUCGGUCAUUUGGCAGCGGCCGCGGCCGCGUCCGGCUACGCCCAUUCCACAGCCGCCAACUUUUUAGUGGCGGCCGCUGGUUACCAGAGCAUCUAUCCUAGUUACAUGAUGGCCAUGGCAGUAACCGGUCAUGGUGGUACGUCCGGUCAUCAUCACAGUCCCACGUCCAUGUUCGCAGGACCGCCGGCCAAGAGAAAGAGAAGACAUCGGACCAUAUUCACAGAAGAACAACUAGAACAGUUAGAAGCUACUUUCGAAAAGACUCAUUAUCCGGACGUAGUGCUCAGAGAGCAGUUAGCACUAAAAGUGGACUUGAAAGAAGAACGAGUAGAGGUAUGGUUUAAAAAUCGUCGGGCGAAAUGGAGGAAGCAAAGACGUGAGGAACAAGAUAGACUGAGGAAGAUGCAACAUCAUCUGGUGGAACAACCCGGGGUGUCCAAUGGGCUAGCAGCAGCUGUAGCAGCAGCCGCGGCUAGAGGUGGAGACCCUAUGCGUUUGGUCCAUAACAUGCACGUGGACGAAGAAGAACUCGACGAAGACCCCGAUUCGUCUGACCUGGAAGUCGCUUGAGUGUUCCUAUAGACUGAAUGAAUUGUUGUGGAUUUUUCGGAUAACUGGUUAAUUCUAACAACAAAAACUGUACGCAAGUGUACACAUAAAUAUAGAGUUCGUCUUAACCAUUAAGUUAUAAUCACAUUACACAAUUUAAUUAUAAUUAUAUACAACACUCAAAUGGCUAAAAAUGUCAUAAUAUGUUACCUAUGCUUUUUAUAUAUUAAGCAAUUCAUUGUUGUUGUGUUAUAUGUAUUUCGAAAGAUGAAUAACAAAUGUACAUAGAUCAAAUACGACGAUUGCAUUAGAUAAAAAAAAAUCAAUAAUAAACAUUCUACUAUAUCAUAUAAUAAUUAAAUUUCUGAAAAUGUUCGUGCCAAUUAAAAUUUUGUAAAAAAAUGCUAUAACUGUGGUAGUAUUAAUGCUAUUUAAAUAUGCAUGUAGGUUUAUGAAACUUUAAUAUUUGUAAGUAGUAAUUAUUUUGUCGGUAGUACAUAGAGAUUUUUAAGUUAAAAAUUCACCCGUAAAAUCA
Sipha flava (yellow sugarcane aphid) is the source of this 1948-nucleotide messenger RNA. Its product is annotated as homeobox protein goosecoid-like. The record is from RefSeq and is a predicted model, not a curated record. Gene Ontology annotation, biological process: regulation of transcription by RNA polymerase II. The transcript has 3 exons. Gene Ontology annotation, molecular function: RNA polymerase II transcription regulatory region sequence-specific DNA binding; DNA-binding transcription factor activity, RNA polymerase II-specific. NCBI's taxonomy places the organism in Eukaryota, Metazoa, Arthropoda, Insecta, Hemiptera, Aphididae. The coding region runs from base 472 to 1434 and encodes 320 amino acids.